Messenger RNA from Bufo bufo (common toad), 1363 nucleotides. RefSeq names its product fetuin-B-like. Gene Ontology annotation, cellular component: extracellular region. Bases 67 to 1293 code for a protein of 408 amino acids. Gene Ontology annotation, molecular function: cysteine-type endopeptidase inhibitor activity. Lineage: Eukaryota; Metazoa; Chordata; Amphibia; Anura; Bufonidae. The record is from RefSeq and is a predicted model, not a curated record. Gene Ontology annotation, biological process: negative regulation of endopeptidase activity. The transcript has 8 exons.
UAUAAUACAGGGCAUUGGAAGUUAAACGGUUGAUCAGGCCACACAGUUUUGCAGGACUUGAUCAACAUGGAGCAGUUUGUAAUAAUAGCCUUAUUGGUGGCAUUGUGUUCUGCCACAAGCCCGCCAUUUCCUAAUAUAAUCGCUCUAGAUUGCAAUGAAACACUAUUUGAAACAGAUGUGGCAAUGAACCUCAUCAACGAACAUCGCGAUGAGGGGUUUGUGUUAAGACCAGUGCGAGUUAAGUCGGCUGUCCAGCAGGAGCCAGUGACACAACAUGGAGGCUUCAUCUACUAUAUGGAUCUGGAUGUGGUUGAAACAAAAUGCUCUGUCCUGAGUGGGAAAUCGUGGAAAGAGUGUAGCAUUGAUAAAAUUUCAUUCCAUGAAACUGUAUAUGGUCACUGUAAAGUCAUCACUUUCAUAUCCAAGCCAUCGAGAAGUCAGAGUCUCUUGAAUUAUAAUUGCACCCUUGGCACAGUUCCUUCUAGGGCAGUUGCUCAUAUUUGCCCAGACUGCCCCUCUCCAGUCACCGAUAUCACCCCAGAAAUAAAAGCACAGGCUAAUCAGAUCAUCCAGCAGUUUAAUGAAGACAGCAAUAAGACGCAUCAUUUCAAAGUGGAUGAAAUUGAAAGAGUGAGAACACAGUAUGUGUUUGGACAAUCGUAUUUCUUUGAAUUCAUCAUAAAGGAAACAGAGUGUUUGAGAACACAAGCUGAUGUAAAUCUUGAUGAUUGCGUGUUCCGUGCAGACAAGGAUGCACAUGUUGGUUUCUGCACAGGAGGUGUUUACCACACACCUGGAAUGCAAGAAAAGUAUUACGUGUCCUGUGACAUCUACAACCCAAGGGUUGAUAAAGACUAUGAUGAUCAUAGACAUCAGCUUUGUGGUCAUGGACCAGAUAGAUCAAAUAAUAAACAAGGAGAAGAAAAGACCACAGUCCCAGGCGUAGAUGUAGCAGAAGAAAUGCAAAAAGAUGCUGGGGAGUCAGGAAAAGGCAAAGAGGCACCUGGCAAUUGUGAGCAUGGGCGAUGCCCACUCCACAGGGGUCAUAAGCAUCAUCGUUGCCGACAUGAAAAAAGAUCAAAAGGUUCAGUUGAGAUUUACUAUCUUUCUGCUGUGGGAGACUGUGCACCACAUCCUACCAUUGUCCACCAACCUCAAAAAUAUGAAAAGCCUGGGAAGCAUGGAAAGUUUGAUAAUAUUGAAUUUCCAAGUGAACAAUCAAAACUGAAAACAUGUCCAGGUGAACCAAUGGUAGAAUUACCACAAAUUGUUCAAGAUUGUCUUUUUAAAUAAUAUAGAGCAACAGCAUUUGUCUACUAUAUAUGUUAAAAAGAGCAACAAUAAACAUUUAUGAAACAAAAAA